AUGGAAACAAUCGGCGUUGACCUAGGGUCUGUGUUUCCUAGUGCGGCAGGAUCGCGCACGUCUCGCAAGGCUAUCACGCGGUCCGAGGCUGCUAAAUUUGUCAAGGGUAUUGCGCCGUUUGAGGAACAGACCUGGCUUGCUGAGACAGGAGUAUCAGAUGGGACAGGGCUAGCUACCAAUUUACUCCAGGAGAUCUCAGAAUUCGGUGAUUCUCAUGAUUUAGAUACCUUCACCCGUUCCCAGGGUGAGUGGUGGUAUCAACUUCCGAGGCGCUCUGAAUUUAGCGCCAGAGAAGCUUCUCCCAUCGAAGAGGAAAUAUCCCGCGACGAAGACAGAAAAGAGCCAAUUGAUACCAAGCACAUCGACGAAGGAGGGGACUCAAUGACAAGCAGCGAGGCCGAUGAGUUCCAGCGACAAGAAACUCCUCCCAGACUAAAAUCUCGACACGACAAAGGCAAGAUAUCGCCACCCAAGCAAAUACCCAGGAAGAAAAGUCCUGUUCCGCCAGUAUUGCCUUCAGAGGAAGAUGAAGCCACAGCAUCAGACUCUGACUCCGAUCUUGAACCACCACCGCGUCAAAGACGACGCAUUCCCAGUGUUUCAAGAUUGCCAGAGCCCGCCGCACCGCAGACGAAAGCUCGAGAGGCGCCGAAAGUACCGAAGGGUGGAUUGGGUAAAAUUGGCGGCAAGACCAAGAAAGAAAUAGAGCGGCCCUCGCCAUCUUCCUCUCCAGCCCCUUCUCCUCCAGCGCAAGUCCAGGAGGCACCAAAAGUACCAAAAGGUGGAUUGGGUAAGAUUGGCGGCAAGAGCAAGAAAGAAACAGAGCGCCGACCAUCGCCAUCACCCUCACCUGCCCCUUCUCCCCCAGCGCAAGUUCGAGAGGCACCGAAAAGGCCAAAGGGCGGCUUGGGAGUUAUAGGCGGCAAGAAAAAGCAAGCAAAAGAGCCCUCGCCUUCGCCAGCCCCUUCCCCGCCAGCACAAGCCCCCGACUCUCCAGAGGAAGAAAGAAUUAGCGAAGACCAUGCUCCUACAUCAUCGACACCAGCACCAGCAGCAGCCAAAGCUAAACGUCCGGGGAAACUUGGCAUGAUAGGCGGCAAAGCUAAAGCCAAAGCCUCCGAAGCAGGUCGAGACAAGUCUCCACUACCUACAUCUGACACGGUGGCGAUGUCACCCGAGAAAGCUGCAUCUGCUAAACUGAAGGCUGACCGACAAGCUAUUAAAAGGGAGGAGUCUCCAUUGCCCACAUCAGCAGCGCAGAAGAUCCCUCCUGCUCCACCUGCAGAGCCGGAGACCGAAGACCAGCGCGCUGAUCGGAAGCGUGAGGAACUGAAGAGGUCGAUUGAGGCUAAGAGCAAAGCUCCUGCAAAGAAGAAGCGGAGGUUCUAG
Messenger RNA from Penicillium mononematosum, 1389 nucleotides. RefSeq lists its product as uncharacterized. The record is from RefSeq and is a predicted model, not a curated record. Lineage: Eukaryota; Fungi; Ascomycota; Eurotiomycetes; Eurotiales; Aspergillaceae. Gene Ontology annotation, molecular function: DNA end binding. Gene Ontology annotation, biological process: double-strand break repair via nonhomologous end joining. Gene Ontology annotation, cellular component: DNA ligase IV complex. The coding region runs from base 1 to 1389 and encodes 462 amino acids. The transcript has 2 exons.